AUGAUUACUUAAUCUCCGAAUUUCAAAUUGAACCCUAUGACUCCAUUAAGUGUUCAUCAUAAGUUGGCUUUAAUUGAAGAUGAACCUGAUGACUUGGAAUUAGAUUAGGAAUACUAAAAAAUAUCAUUUAAUGAAAAUUUGAUAGUUUGUAUGUACAAACCUAAUCAAAAUGUUACUAAUAUCUAAAAAACAAUUCUAAAAUUAAAAGGGUAACCAAAUAUUGGGUGGGUUAAUCCAAUUUUUAAAGAUGAAAAAAUAAGAUCAACCUCAAUCCUAAAAUGCUCUCAAUCACCAAUUGGAAUUUGCUCUAUUUGUUCAUGA
Molecule: messenger RNA, 321 nt
Organism: Paramecium pentaurelia
Lineage: Eukaryota; Ciliophora; Oligohymenophorea; Peniculida; Parameciidae
Source: the annotation of a GenBank genome assembly